Molecule: messenger RNA, 1809 nt
Organism: Fukomys damarensis (Damara mole-rat)
Lineage: Eukaryota; Metazoa; Chordata; Mammalia; Rodentia; Bathyergidae
Gene: Lrg1
Product: leucine rich alpha-2-glycoprotein 1
Exons: 2
Coding region: 100-1431 (443 amino acids)
Cellular component (GO): plasma membrane
Molecular function (GO): protein binding
Source: RefSeq, a predicted model, not a curated record
UGGUUUUUCCCAUAAAUAACAUCUCUUACUCAGAGCGUUGUCCCCAGUUCCCCAGGGUCAGCGCUUGGAGACCUUGGACCUUUGAAAUCUGGAUCAGGGAUGUGGGGACUCAGCCUCAGAGACUCUUGGGUGCCCCCCACCCCCCAAAAAAGUCAGAAAGCAAGGGCAGGGAAACAUCGUGUUUUGAGGCCCAGAAGGGGUAGGCAGGAAGCGAUGGCCAGGAAGCAGUUUGGCAACAGGGCAGGGCAGGCUGCGUCCCCGUCCGUGAGGACCGGAAUGGGUGGGGCGGGGACUUCCUCUUGUCUGAACCCCGCCCCCAGGCCCAGCAGGUAUAAGACCACCUGCCCCAGGCCCGAGGAGUCUUGGAAGAAGAAGAGAAGAGCCACCAUGUCCCCUCGGAGCAGAGAGCAACAGCAGAGGCCAGGGGGCCGCAAGCCCUGUCUUUCGAGAAGCUUGUUCCUGCUAGUGCUGACCAUGGCCUCCGCCCAGGCAGACUUCCCAGGCCCCAGAGAGUGCGUGACGUACCAGUCUGACAGCCACAGCUCGGUGUCCUGCUACUCCCCGUCCACGUUCCCCGGCCCCCUCCCCAGGGACACCGUGCGCCUGGCCGUGGAGUUCUCCAGCCUGACCCGGCUGCCGGCCGAUGCCCUGCGGGGCACCCCCGGCCUCCGAGAGCUGCAUCUUUCUAGCAACCGUCUGGAGGAGCUGCCGGCUGAGCUCCUGCUGCCUGUGCCUGGCCUGAAGGUGCUGGAUCUCACCCGCAAUGCCCUGACUCAGCUGCCCCCCAGCCUCUUCCGGGCCUCUGCUGCCCUGCACACACUGGUGUUGAAGGAAAACCGGCUGCGGGCCAUGCAGGCCUCGUGGCUGCACGGCCUGAAGGCGCUGGCCUUCCUGGACCUGUCCGGGAACCACCUCCGGGUGCUUCCCCCCGGGCUGCUGGCCAACCUCCCGGUCCUGCGCACCCUGGACCUCGGGGACAACCAGCUGGAGGUCUUGCCACCUGCUCUCCUUCGAGGCCCACUGGACCUGGAACGGCUGGAUCUACAGGGGAAUCGCCUGCGGGCGCUUGGCGAGGACCUGCUGGCGCCGCAGCCCGGCCUGCGCUACCUUUUCCUCAAUGACAACAGGCUGGCCGUGGUGGCGGCCGGCGCCUUCCGAGGCCUGAGGCAGCUGGACAUGUUGGACCUCUCCAAUAACUUGCUGACCACCGUGCCCAGAGGGCUCUGGGUAUCCCUGGGAAAGCCCACCCGGGACAUGCGGGACGGCUUCGACCUCUCCGGCAACCCCUGGGUCUGCGACCAGAACCUGGAUGACCUCUACCGCUGGCUGCUGGCCAACAGGCACAGGAUGUUCUCCUGGAACGGCACCUGCUGCGCCGGCCCGGAAGCCUUGAAGGGCCAGGUGCUCCUGACAGUGGCAGGGUCCCCCUGAGGUGUGGGGCUCAUGGCGCCCCUUGUUGCUGUUGCUCCUGCCUUCCAUGGGUGGCAUCCCAGGGUCGUUGCGCUGCCGGGACCAUUUUACCCGCGGUCCCCACAAUCCCGGGUGUGCUUUCCGGGUUUCUUGUCUUUCUCACCCUGUGUCCUCCAGCUGCGAUGCUGUCCCCAUACCCAGGACUGCUUGGUCUCUGGGCUUCCCAGACCCCGUGUCCCUCUCUCUGGCCGAUGUGGCCACACCAGAGCUGUCUCUGUCUGCCUCACCUUCCCCAGUUUAGGGGCUCUUGAGUCCUGGGCCUGGGCCCCAGCUCCCUUGGUGCCAGUGACCCCGGCGUGUUAAUAAACAACUCUUGAACGAAACGGGAUAGGUCACAUU